AUGAAUGCCAUACUAGCGGAGCCUCCCCCAGAGAUCCGCAGAGAAGUUGGGGAAGUGGGGAGUGGAACGGGAAGGGGAGGAGGGGUUUGCUUCAACAAUCCUCCCUCUCCCCCUUCUGCCCUCUCUUCCCCCAACGUAACUCCCCCAGUUGUUACUCGUCCCACAAUCAGCACUGGCACAGUCAGCGGCGCAGACGCGCUCACGAUGCUGCUGGCAGGGAAUGACAUCGGUAUCGUGCGCCGCCGAGACACCACCCCUGCUGCUGCUGCUGCUGCUGCUGCUGCUGCUGCUGCUGGUGCUGGUGCUGGUGCUGCUGGUGCUGCUGCUGCUGCUGGUGCUGCUGCUGGUGCUGCUGCUGCUGCUGGUGCUGCUGCUGCUGCUGCUGCUUCUGCUGCUGCUGCUUCUGCUGCUGCAGCUUCUGGUGUUACUCGUCCCACAAUCAACACCAGCACAGUCAGCGGCGCCGGCGCGCUCACAACGCUGCUGGCAGGGAAUGACAUCGUUACUCGUCCCACGAUCAACACCGGCACGGUCAGCGGCACAGACGCGCUCACAACGCUGCUGGCAGGCAAUGACAUCCUUACUCGUCCCGCGAUCAACACCGGCACGGUCAGCGGCACAGACGCCCUCACAACGCUGCUGGCAGGGAAUGACAUCGUUACUCGUCCCACGAUCAACACGGGCACAGUCAGCGGCACAGACGCGCUCACAACGCUGCUGGCAGGGAAUGACAUCCGUAUAGUGCGCCGCCGAGACACCACCCCUGCUGCUGGUGGUGGUGGUGGUGCUGGUGGUGGUGGUGGUGCUAGUGGUGGUGGUGCUAGUGGUGGUGGUGGUGGUGCAAGUGGUGCAUCAGGCAGUGGAGUGGGGAAGGGAGAGGGCGGGCAGGGAAGAGGGGUCAACGGGGGCGCGGGAAGGGGGGCAGGGAGAGGCGGAGGAAGGGGAGGGGAGGAUGGGAGGGAGAGGGGAGGGGUGAGUGAGGAGGAGAAGGAGGCACUAUUGAGAGCGUCAGAACGAGCUGGUGGCGACCCAGCAGCAGCAGCAGAAGAAGAACCGUCUCUUACAAGACUCGAAUGCAUUGAGCGACAGAACGAGCUGGUGGCGGCCCAGCAGCAGCAGAAGAAGAAAGGCGGAGGCACACCCACUGCUGCCGCCACUGCAGCCAGCAGCAGGGCCGUGUGGGCGCCAACCAACGACCCAGCAGCCAUGCUGCAAGCGAAACUCGAUCACGGCGUGCAUCAAGUGGGGAGAGGGCGGCCAAGGCAGCAGCAGAGGCGGCUGCAGUCGAAGCCCCUCACUGCAGUCACUUUCGAGUCGACCUUUACUGACUCUCCUGUCCCACGGCGUGCAUCAAGUGGGGAGGGGGCGGCCAAGGCAGCAGCAGAGUCUUUUCAGCAAGCAGGUGCACGGCGUGCAUCGAGUGGGGAGAGGGCGGCCAAGGCAGCAGCAGAGGCGGCGACAACGGGCGGGCAGAGGAUGAUUCGCGUGUGGGAGAGGAUGAAACGCAUCAUCCCCAGCAACCCCUCCUCUGCCGCCGCUGCUGCUGCCUCCGAUGCCGCUGCUGCUGGUGGCGAUAGCAGCAGCAAUUUCCUACCAGAGGCGUGUCAUCGCAGCCAUCUCAGCCAGUCGCUCUCGGCCGGACUGAUCCCAGCCGACCAGAGGGGUCCCUCCUGGAUUGCCAUGGCAUGCUCCGACCCUGAGGACGAUCUCAUCAAUCGCACCAGCUACACACUGCUCAAGGAACGCGCUGCCUCUGCCCCUCCCACUACAGAGGUAUACCGUGACACGCUCUGUGUGGUGCUAGAGUGGAGGGAGAAGCAAGCACAAGCACUCCUCCUGAAGCAGGAGCAGCAGCAGCAGCAGCAGCAGCAGGAGAAAUGGCAUGGCGAUAGUAACCAGGAGGGUAACCAGGAGGGAGAACAGGACGCAGCAGCAACAUCAGGCAGCGGAGCAUCUGUCCCCUCUAUAGCGUUCUCCCCUAAGCGCCCCCCUGCUGCUGUGGCUGCUGAGAAAGUGGCUAAGCUGAUGGCUGCUGCAGCUGAGAGGCAGGCCCGGGAAGCAGCACAGAUCGCAUCUGCUGCUGCUGCUGCUGCUGCUGCUGCUGCUGCUGCUGCUGCUGCUGCUGCCGCUGCUACCGCUUCUGCUGUUGGUGAUGACUCUGCUCCUGACGCUGCUGCUGCUGAUGCUGCUGUUGCUGAUGCUGCCGAUGCUGCUGCUGCUGCUGCUGCCGGGGAAGUUAGCAUUGUUGCUGCAGCUGGUGCUGGUGCCGGGAAAGGUGUGAAUGUAAGAGUGGUGGGAGUGGCGGAUGGGUUGAGUUUUGAGACGUGUCAAAACUCGAAAGGUGUGAAUGUAAGAGUGGUGGGGGUGGAGGAUGGGUUGAGUGAGGAGGACGCAGCUCUGCACCAGUCGCUGCUGAACCUCAUGAAAGCAUACUCUGUGUGUGACCCGGUCACGUGGUACUGCAGCGGCAUGGGGUGGAUGGCGCUCACAUUACACUGCUCUCAUAUCUCACACCCCUCCUUCAUCCUUCCCCCCUUGUCCCCCCCUUAUUCCCCCCUUGUCCCCCCCCCUCAGGUGUGUGACCCGGACACGUGGUACUGCAGUGGCAUGGGGUGGAUGGCGCUCACGCUGCUCUCCCUCAUGGCGGAGGAAGAUGCCUUCCUCUCCCUCCUCUUCCUCAUGCACCGCUGCGGCCUCCGAGGGCUCUUUGCACCCAACAUGCACCAGGUGGGUGUGGCUGAGAUGAAAGAGAGGGAAAGGCACCUCUUUGCACCCAACAUGCACCAGGUGGGUGCGGCUGAGAUGAAAGAGAGGGAAAGGCACCUCUUUGCACCCAACAUGCACCAGGUGGGUGCGGCUGAGAUGAAAGAGAGGGAAAGGCACCUCUUUGCACCCAACAUGCACCAGGUGGGUGCGGCUGAGAUGAAAGAGAGGGAAAGGCACCUCUUUGCACCCAACAUGCACCAGGUGGGUGCGGCUGAGAUGAAAGAGAGGGAAAGGCACCUCUUUGCACCCAACAUGCACCAGGUGGGUGCGGCUGAGAUGAAAGAGAGGGAAAGGCACCUCUUUGCACCCAACAUGCACCAGGUGGGUGCGGCUGAGAUGAAAGAGAGGGAAAGGCACCUCUUUGCACCCAACAUGCACCAGGUGGGUGCGGCUGAGAUGAAAGAGAGGGAAAGGCACCUCUUUGCACCCAACAUGCACCAGGUGGGUGCGGCUGAGAUGAAAGAGAGGGAAAGGCACCUCUUUGCACCCAACAUGCACCAGGUGGGUGCGGCUGAGAUGAAAGAGAGGGAAAGGCACCUCUUUGCACCCAACAUGCACCAGGUGGGUGCGGCUGAGAUGAAAGAGAGGGAAAGGCACCUCUUUGCACCCAACAUGCACCAGGUGGGUGCGGCUGAGAUGAAAGAGAGGGAAAGGCACCUCUUUGCACCCAACAUGCACCAGGUGGGUGCGGCUGAGAUGAAAGAGAGGGAAAGGCACCUCUUUGCACCCAACAUGCACCAGGUGGGUGCGGCUGAGAUGAAAGAGAGGGAAAGGCACCUCUUUGCACCCAACAUGCACCAGGUGGGUGCGGCUGAGAUGAAAGAGAGGGAAAGGCACCUCUUUGCACCCAACAUGCACCAGGUGGGUGCGGCUGAGAUGAAAGAGAGGGAAAGGCACCUCUUUGCACCCAACAUGCACCAGGUGGGUGCGGCUGAGAUGAAAGAGAGGGAAAGGCACCUCUUUGCACCCAAAAUGCACCAGCUCAACACGCGUCUCUCCCAGCUCUCCCAGUUCCUGGCAGAGUCCACACCUCGCCUGCAUUCUUUCUUCGAGGACCUGCAGCUUAAACCCAGCAUGUAUGCAGCGGAUUGGCUGCUCUCCCUAUUCGCCCGCCACAUGCCGCAGUACCUCGUGUAUCGCGUCUUCGACAUCGUGCUCGCUGAGAAUACCAUGUCAGUUGUGUUCAAGCUCGCUAUAGUGCUGCUGCAGGUCACCCGGCGUCAGCUAAUGCUGUGUCCAGAGUUCGAUUACUGUCUGCACUUCCUGCACUCUGAGCUGCCUCUGGAGCUCAAUCUCCUCCCGGACAGGGAAGUGGAGGAGCUGGUAUCCAAGGCUCUGAGGGUGCGCCUGCCAUUUGAGAGCGUGCUGCGGCUGGAGGCAGAGUACGACCAGCUGGCGGGGGAAGCGGCAGUGGCGGCACAGGAGGUGCAGGCAGCAGCAGAGGCGAGUGAGGUGGCUGCAGAGUCGUGGGAGCGCGACAGGCAGGAGAUGGAGGGGGAGCUGCUGCACGCGCUCGAGCUACUGGGUUCAUCCCAGACAUACCUCUCGGCGCUCUUCGCUCACUUCAAGGCUGUGCAGGCCCGUGCCGGCCCCACCAGACAGCUCAGCGCUGCUGCUGCUGGUGCUUCCAACCCUGAUGUUUCCAAGUCUGACCCACCGGUUGCUGCUGGCAAUGAAUCGGCACAGAUAGUUGCUGUGGAGUCUGCCGAGCCUGCUGCCGCUGAUUCUGCCGAACUUGUCGCUGUUGAGCCAACCGAAUCUGCCACUGCUGAGCCUGCCGAACCUGCUGCUGAUACUACCAAACCUGCCACUGAUGAUCCUGCCGAACCUGCCGCUGUUGAGCCUUCUAAACCUGCUGUCUCAGAGUCUGCCGAGCCUGCGGUUGCCGAGCCUGCUCAGCCUGCUGAGCCUGCUGCCGAUUCUGUGGAACCAGCAUCCAAUGCUCUGCCUGCCUCUUCAGAGGCACUCAAUCCUGAUUCUCAGCAGACAGGUCCUCAAGCUGCUGCCCCUCAAACUCACCCAGUCUCGCUUCCCUCAGACUCCAAAUCCUUCUCCCUUCCCGACCUCCCACCUCUUCCCGAGCCUCCGACUCCUCCCGAACCUGCCCAGCCUCGGCCGCUGGUGGUUCGGAUCCCAGGCCUGGAGCCCGGAGCUGACAUCAGCAGCAUGUCCACCGCCGCUUUGCUAAGCGCGGUGGCGACGCUUAGGAAGCAGAGGGCAGCAGCGGAGGCGGCACUUAUGGCAGCAGAGCAGCAGCUUAUGGAGUGUAUCAGGAGUGAUAAUGCAGCGAUUGAUGCAUGCCUGAGGGGGCAGGCUAUGAGGGCGAGGAAGCGGCAGUUGGUUGGGCGCAAGGGAAGUGGGUCUGGUGUGGGAUGCUGCGAGUGCGGACAGCCGUCAGCCUCGUCCUCCCGCCUCGUUCCCUUCUAUGAGCUCGAAUUGCCCUUGCACACUCCAGCACAAUCAUCAGCACCACCAGCAGCGCCUCCCCAGACGAAGGGACCUCUCAAACGCAAGGCCAAGGGAGGAGCAGCAGCGUCAGCAGCAGCAGCAGCAGCAGCAGCAGCGGCAGCAGGGGAGAGGGCCGGUGUGUCAGUGCAGCAGUGUCUUGAGCGUUACACAGCAGAGGAGCGGCUGGAGGGUGGUAACCAGAUGUGCUGCGAGCAGUGUGGGCGGAAAACGGACGCCACAAGGAGGGUGUGCAUUCGCGGCGUGCCGCCCGUGCUGAACCUGCACCUCAUGCGCUUCGUAUUCGAUGCUAAGACGAUGAGCAAGAAGAAAGUCACAUCAGGGGUGCGCAUUCCUCUCACUCUCGACCUCUCACCGUACGUUCAACCUAGUGUUGAUUCCUUCAAAGAAGCAGGCGGGCCUCUGGCAGAAAAACCUGCAGAAGCAGCAGCAGCAGCAUCAGUAAGGGCAGGAGGGGAAGGGGUUGGAGGAGGGGUGGGAGGAGCAGGGGUAGAGAGUAAAGCAGGGGGGUGUGCUGCCGGUGAUGAAAAGCCAAGGGUAGGGAAGCGAGGCUGUAGGAGGAUUGGAGAUAGAGGGGAAGAAUCCAGGCAAUGGGGCGGGGGAAAGAGGCGAGGUAUUGCAGCAAGAAGGGGAGGAAGAGGAGGAGGGGAAGAAGCGGGAGAAGGAAAGAAAGAAGUGGGAGAAGGAAAGACAGAAGCUGGAGAAGGAAAGGCAGAAACAGGGGAAGGAAAAGCAGAAGCAGGAGAAGGAAAAACAGAAACAGGGGAAGGAAAGACAGAAAUAGGAGAAGAGCAAAGAACAGCAGAAGAUGCAGCGGAAGCUAGUCAGAAGACGUCCGAGCCUCCUAGACCUAGUCUUAAGUACCAGUUAGUAGCGAUUCUGCAGCACAAGGGCAGCCAGGCGUCAUGCGGGCACUAUGUGGCUCAUGUGAAGGACGUGCGGAGUGGGCAGUGGUGGUUGUUCAAUGAUGAGGAGGUGGUGCGACUGGGCCGACACCCCAUGGGGGAGGAGAAAGGUGGGAAGAAGGGGGAGGGGAAGGGGGAGGGGAAGAAGGCUGAAGUGGGGACUGAGAAAGGGGCUGUUGAGGUGUCUCGAGACGCGCAUGUGAAGGACGUGCGGAGUGGGCAGUGGUGGCUUUUUAACGACGAAGAGGUGGUGCGACUGGGCCGACACCCCAUGGGGGAGGAGAAGGGGGAGAAGGGGGAGAAGGGGAAUGAAAAGAAAGUUGCGAAGGGUGCUGAGAAGGGGGUUGAGGAACGGGUUUUUGAGGUGUCUCAAAGUGCAAAGGGUGAGGUGAAAGGUACUGAGAAAGGUGCUGAAACCUUGGCCUUUGAGCCAUCUGAGAACGCAAUGUUGUUGAAGGGGAAGGUGGCUGAAAGGGUAGGAAUGCAGCUGGUUGGGGAGGCGGUGGGGUGCGCAGAGAGGAAUGGCAGGGAUAAUGACACCCCACUCUGCGAUGAAGGCGGUGGAGGCGAAAGGACAGGAGCAGGAAGAGAUGAAGCAGGGGCAUCAGCAGGGGAGAUAGAGACAACAAGAGAAGUGGGGGCAGCAGGAGAAGAAGUAGGAGAAGCAGGGAAAGGGACAGCAGGGGCAGUAGGGGAAGGAGCAGCUGGGGAAGGGGCAGCUGGGGUAGGAGCAGCUGGGGAAGGAGCAGCUGGGGAAGGAGCAGCUGGGAAAGGAGCAGCUGGGGAAGGGGCAACAAGAGAUAAGUCUGAUGGGACUGGUAGGCGGGUUGGGUGUGAUGAUACGACUGACUUGACUGGUGGGAAGAGCGAGGGGACUUCAGAUGUCUGUGACCCUCAUCCGAUUGAUCUUGACGAGGGAAUCAACAACACUGAUGGGACUGGCCCUCAGUCCUUUCAGGGCCCUGAAAGGACUGACCCUCAUCCGAUUGACCUUGAUAGCACUGACCCUCAGGGGAAUGACCCCCAUCGGGUUGACCCUCAUGGCGCUACUGACCCUGAUUUGAUUGACCUUGAUGAGAUUGACCCUGUUUCAAUUGACUUGGAUCGGAUUUCAGACGACGUAGAUGCGAAGAAGCGUCACCCACCUUCGCUUGGUCCGCAAAAGCGUCGCCGAGUGGGCCGACAACGAGGCCCCGAGUCGUUUCUCAAGGCCGCUCCUGAGAUUCCACCUGAAGAACCACCUGAGUGCCCUGGCAAGGCGCCUCUGAAGAAGCAGAUCUCGUUGCUGGCGGAUUCCGUUGCUGCUCCACCUGGAAAAGCACCUGUAAGGCAACGGCGAUCCGCGUCCCAAGCUCAACAUGUGGCAGCAACAAGCAAGAAGCCAGAGGCGGUUUGUAACGGUGUGCAUGGUGCGGAGAGUGGUGGUGGGGAGUGCGGGCCGGGUGGUUCCAGGAAAGGGGGGACUGCAGUGAACGGUGGUCGAGAGGGGCUGGGGGAAGGAGGGGGAGAGGAGGUGACGUCAGCAGAUGCAUACAUGCUGAUAUACGUGCGGGAGGGCUUUGGGGAAGGUAGUGUUACAGGGAUAGUUACAGGGAAGGUUGCUGAUAUACAUGCUAUGGGGGUAGCUCCUGGAUUAGCAGCGGAGGCAGGUGGAUUGGAGUGUGAGGGAGCUGAAAUGGGGGAUGGGAACUCACGUGAACCAACAGCAAAAGCACCUGAUGCGGCUGUGAAGGCACCUGAAACAACAGCAGCAGCAUCUGAUGCGGCUGUCAAAGCACCUGAAACGACUGCAGAAGCACCUGAUGCGGCUGUUAAAGCACCUGAAACGACUGCAGCAGAAGCACCUGACGCGGCUGUUAAAGCACCUGAAACGACUGCAGCAGAAGCACCUGACGCGGCUGUUAAAGCACCUGAAGCCAGUGCGGGAGCAGCCAAGAAAGAAAAUGUAUUUUUCCUGGGAGGUGACUGUGUCCCUCUGCCCCAGUUUCUCGUAGACGAGGUGACUAAAACGAAUGCUGCUUUUCGGCAGCAGUGUGAGGAGCAGAGGCGAUGGGACGAGGAAACGAGGAGGGGAAUCGAGGAGAGGAGGAGCGAGGUCCGAAACGUGCUCUCCCUGAUGCCUGUCGGUACGGGAGUGGAAGGAACGGGAGGAAGGAGAGACGGGGAGAAGGAGGAGAAGCAGGAGGCGGAAGGGGAAGCGGAGGAGUUUUUUUGGAUCAGCACGGAGUGGCUCAAGGCGUGGGCUGAUAGCGAGGACCUACCAGGCCACAUCGACAACACCCCUCUCCUAUGUCCUUCGCACGGGCUGGUGCCCCGUGCGAGCCUCCCUCUCAUGAAACGAAUAUCCUCCAUCGCAUGGGCCAUGCUGCACUCCCAGUAUGGAGGUGGCCCGACCCUAUCCCAGGCAGCGUGCUGCUGCGAGUGCCUGGUGGCAGAGGCUUUAGCAGCAGUGAGUGCAGGCAGCUACAGGGAGGAGAGGGCGCGUGUGCGACUGCUGGUGGAAGAAAACAUCAAAGGAAGGGGCCUGGAGGGACUGGGAUACUAUGUCUCCAAGCCAUGGCUGAACAACUGGCUGAGGAGGACAAAGGCUGAUGCCCCAACUGCGGCUGACAGCAACCCCCUGGGCGGCAUUGUUUGUCCUCAUCAGGGGUUGAUGCCGGAGGGUAGAGGUGGGGAGGCAAGGAGGGCCGUUGUGAGCAGGGAGGUGUGGGGAUGGCUGAAACGGUGGGCGGAGGAGGGGAGGAGGCGAGGAGAGGAGGAGAGAGUGAAAGAGGCGGAGGAGAGAGCAAGGGAGGAGAGUAAGAGUUUGCAAGAGGGGGAUAAGAGCUUGAGGAAGGAGGAAAGUUCGAGUGAAGGGGAGCAUUGUACGGGUAAGGAAGAGGGAAGGUCUCUAGUGAGCAAUGGAGCAGAGACCAAGGAAGCUGCGAUCACAGAGAUCAAGGACGAGAAAGAAGAGAAAGAAGAGGCAGUGGCAGAAGCAAAGGGUGGGUCCAAGCCUCCUCACCCUGCUUCUUCAAGUGCUGAGAUUGCACUGCACAGUCCCGCGUUACUUCAGACGGGAAGUCACAGCCAGUUGUUGGAGUUCCCAGCUUCAACUGCAGAGUGUGCCGUGUGCGUGGCAGCAGCAGCAGAGGCAGCUGAGCAGGCUGAUGCACUGAGUCUCGUGCAGCAGCAGCAGCGCCAACAAUUCCUCCGCCUCUUUUCCCUCCGCCCCCUCCCCCUCUCCCUCCCCUCGUGCCCCACCACUUCCCCUCGCCUCUCCUCCCGCUCCCCACCCUCCUCUCCAUCCCCACCCUCUAAGCACGAGGAGCCUGUUUCUGAGGCGCCUACAAAGCAAGAAGAGCCCAUUGAGCACCCCGACAAGAUCAUCCCCUCCUCUGAGGCGCCUCAAAAGCAAGAGGUCAUCCCCUCACGCUCUGAGUCUGAGUUCCCCUACGCGCUCAUCCCCUCCUCCUGGGUCGCCCUCUGGCGUGCCUUCCUCUCCGCCCCGCCUACUGCCACCAAGUCUGCAGCUGCAGGGGCUGCAGGGUGUGACGGAGGGGCUUUUGAGAAUUCUCAAAAGUCACUCCAAUAUAGAGGGGCUGUCACAAGCAAAGAGUCAGCAGCAGCUUGUCAGCAAUCCCCUCCCAGCCUGGAGGGAGCACUGAGGGCCGUGCGGUGUCAGCAGCAUGGGGGCCUGGUUGCCCCGCUGCCAGCACUGGUUAGCAGCAGGAAGGGCGAGCUGCUUCAGGCAAAUGCAGAAUCUGAGCCCUUCACUAUAGUCACACGGUCAGAAUGGGGCGAGCUGAGCAGCCAGUGGGGCGGCACGCCCACCUCUGCCAUCCGCGCGCGAAUCAAAUCAAAUCUUCCCUCCAACAACCAUGCACCUGAUACUAAAUCUUCACAAAGUCAGAAAUCCACUGUGGGGAAGAGCCGUGGAGACCAAUCCUUCCCCAGCCCAUAUUGCCUGGAAACCAGCCCUCCUUUGUGUCACAUCUGCUACAAGAAUCCAGAAGAGAUCGCAAAGGAAGAGGAGAGGGCUAUGAGGGAGGAGUUACAGAGGGGGGAUUACAGGGAAGAGGAGAUACUGGUUGAGCUGGUGAGGGGAUUUGAGCCUCCUCCCUCUGUUGUUGCGUCUACGUAUGGGUUCCCACCUCUAGCUGUGUCACGCCGGUUUGCGUCUGCUUCCUCCUCUGCUGCCGGUGCUGCUGCUGGUGAUGCCGCUAGUACUGCUAGUGUUGUUGGUGAUGCUAGUGCUAGUGCUGCUGGUGCUGCUAGUGAUCUUGCUGCUGCUGCUGCUGCUUCUGCCAACGGCAAUGAUACCAAUAUUCUUCCAGGUGAAAAGCUCAGUCCGCCACUGCUGGCAGCGGCACCACAGGCCAAGACAACAAAAACAGGAUUACCAAUGGCUAGACUACAGAGACGGCCACUGCGAACGGGGGGAUGCCGUGUGGCAAUAAGAGUAUCAGGCUCAACCACCCUGCACCAGCUGAAGCUGCAGAUCUGGGAGUCCCUGGGAGUGGUUCCUGAGAACCAGCGCAUUGGAUUCAGCACUGUUGAAAUCACUGCGCUGCGUGGCCGCGAGAGGGUUUCUCAUAAGGCCGUGUCUCAUGAGUCCCUGGAAGUGGUCCCUGAGAACCAGCGCAUUGGGUUUGGCACGGAGGAAGUUACUGAUUUGGAGGAGCAUGAGGGUGUGUCGAUGGUGCAAGCUGGAGUGUUUGCGGGUGCCCGGCUGUGGGUGGUGGAUUCUAAAGUGCACAAGGACAGGGACAUUGCAGAGGAGCUCCCAGUUGUGGAUGACACGCAGAAGGAGGAGGCAGGUUUCAAAGGUACAGGUCUGGCUGGUAGUUUCCUCCCUGUAACUAUUUUUCCAGUAGCAAGCGCAGCAACGGUUGGAGCAGACACAGCAACGGUUGCAGCCGAGGGCAUUAAGUCGGGUGCACAUGAUGCCGCGGAUGGUCAUGUAGUCCUGUAG
Closterium sp. Naga37s-1 is the source of this 11091-nucleotide messenger RNA. NCBI's taxonomy places the organism in Eukaryota, Viridiplantae, Streptophyta, Zygnematophyceae, Desmidiales, Closteriaceae. The record is from the annotation of a GenBank genome assembly.